This is a messenger RNA of Vollenhovia emeryi, 1753 nucleotides long. RefSeq names its product dynein light chain 1, axonemal-like. Gene Ontology annotation, molecular function: protein kinase binding. The record is from RefSeq and is a predicted model, not a curated record. NCBI's taxonomy places the organism in Eukaryota, Metazoa, Arthropoda, Insecta, Hymenoptera, Formicidae. The transcript is spliced from 3 exons. Gene Ontology annotation, cellular component: cytoplasm. Bases 753 to 1379 code for a protein of 208 amino acids.
GUUAUUAGUAAUUAUCUGGCUUUCUUCAGAAGAAUAUAUACCUUUCCUCAACGGUGUUAUUCGCAGGAGAGACGAAAAUUCGUGCAAUUUUCGUCGCAGUAACUAAGAUAAUUUUAGCAAAAAUCGAUUUGUUUUAUGAACAAAGUAACGAUUGCUCUUACACACGACUUCUUUGCUGCAUUAGCAAAUUUACUUCUUUAAAACGUUUAAUUUUGUUCAGCAAACUAUAGAUUUGCUGAAUCAACUAAAUCAGUUUUUUCCGUGAUUGCACGUAAUAUAAAAUAACUACACACGUUUGCGAGCACUGUUUGAUGAUUAAAUGCAGUUUUUUUUCAUUCGUUCUUGAUUUGCCAAUACACGCAAGCACGUUAUUUCUAAUACAUUGCUUCAUGAUGUAUUUAAUUUUGCUAAUUGACGCGAUAACAUUGAUAAUAGAAUUCUGAGGAAAUUAGGCUCGGAUGGUAAAACUAUAUUUUCAACAUUAAUUACUGUUAGCGCAGUUAUUGUUACGAUGCUGCUUUGACGUAAUAUAACUAGUAAAGCAUUUUGCCGCUUUUGCAUUUAUACCUUGAGCGUAUUGUGCAUUUAAUAACAUUAUUUACAGUAAAAUAUUAGCGCCACGAGACAUGCAUGUACAUUUGUAUUUUGCCCGAUGUUUUAUAAUAUUUGAAAUGAGUGUAAAUAACGAGUAAAACAUAUUAGAUUCUUUUUUGGAAAUCUGUAUCGAUGUUGGAAAGAUAUGUAAUCCAUCCAUGGCAUCGGCGAAGCCAACCACAUGCAAAGAAGCUGUACGGCGAUGGGAGGAAGAAAAUCAACAAAACGCAGCUACAGCGACAGAAGUAAUCUUAAGCUUUCAGUGGCCUCCAAUAGAAAAAAUGGACAAUGCGCUAGCAGCUUUGACGAAUUGUGGAAAGCUUUCCCUAUCGACAAAUAUGAUCGAGAAGAUUGCAGGCAUUGGGACUCUGAAAAAUUUAAAGAUCCUGUCAUUAGGUCGUAAUUUAAUCAAAGGUUUCGCCGGUCUCGAACCUUUAGGCGAUAUUCUCGAGGAGCUUUGGAUUUCGUACAAUUGCAUCGAGAAGAUGAAGGGCAUCCAAGCGAUGAGGAAUCUUCGGGUACUUUACAUGUCUAAUAACUUGGUGCGAGAAUGGAAUGAAUUUGCAAGGCUACAAGAGCUUGCAAAUCUUCGAGAUUUAGUUUUCGUCGGUAAUCCGCUGUAUGAAAGUCUUGAGGUAGAGCAAUGGAGGCUCGAGGUUGCACGGCGUUUGUCCAAUUUGGAGAAGCUCGAUGGAGAUCCCAUAAUUCGAACGGAAGAAAAUCCAAUUCAAUUAAAUAAAACUGAUACUCCAUCAAGUGAUUUGCUCGGUCAAGAAUCUAGCUAAUGUCUUAAAUACUUUUAUGAUAAAGUAAAUCAAAUUUAAUUGUCCAUUCUAUCUAAAUUAUUUUUAUAAAGUAAAGAUAAAAUUUCUUUUAUCCAGUAGAAAUUUUCAAACCGGAUUGUGACAACUUGAAUUUUUAUCUCUUGAUCCACGAUCCUUAUCCAACUCUAGGAGUUAAAAAUAUUAACAUGUUUGAACAUUUAGCUUAAAUUAAAUCUGUAAAUAAAAUAAAUGAGAAUUAUUUUUGUGAAAUAAAAAGGCAUAUUACAAUCUUUAGUUUGUGUAAAAAACGCAUCUAUGCGAAUAACAAAUAGAGAAUUAACUAUGUAUUACCUGUACGGCAAAAUAUUGUUAAUAAAUAAUAAUAGUAAAUUCAA